GAUGGCGGAGCCGGGGCCCGUCGUACGGGCUGAGCCGGGAGGUGCAGCAGAAGAUCGAGCGUCAGUACGACCCCGAGCUGGAGCAGCUGCUGCUGCGCUGGAUCCAGACCCAGCUGGGCCCCGACGCCCCCGCCCCGCCCCAGCCCGGCAGGGACGGCUUCCAGCAGUGGCUCAAGGAUGGCACUCCCGGCAGGGACGGCUUCCAGCAGUGGCUCAAGGAUGGCACCCCCGGCAGGGACGGCUUCCAGCAGUGGCUCAAGGAUGGCACCGUUCUGUGCCACCUCAUUAACAGCCUGCAUCCCCGGGAUCGCCCGGCCGUUCCCAAGGUGCAGGGCUCGGCCAUGGCCUUCCGGCAGAUGGAGCAGAUAUCCCAAUUCCUGCAGGCGGCCGAGCGCUACGGGAUCGCCCCCACGGAUAUAUUCCAGACUGUGGAUCUGUGGGAAGGGAAGAACCUGGCGUGCGUGCAGCGCACUCUGAUGAACCUGGGCAGCCUGGCAGCCGCCAAGGGUGAUGGGCUCUUCCGAGGAGACCCCAACUGGUUCCCCAAGUAGGUGCCAGGGACCCCAAAAACACCCCCAGGGACACCAAAACACCCACAGGGACACCAAAAAUUAACACAGGGACACAAAAACUCACACAGGGACACCAAAAACUCACACAGGGACCCCAAAAAUUCACACAGGGACCCCAAAAACACCCCCGGGGACACCAAGAACACCCCCAGGGAUACCAAAACCUCCCCAGGAACCAAAAUAUCCUCCCCAGGGACCCCAAAAGCACCCCAGGGACACCAGAAAUUCACUCAGGGACACCAAAAAUUCAUCCAGGGACCCCAAAACCACCCCCAGGGAGCCCAAAAAUUCACUCAGGGUCACCAAAACCACCCCAGGGACAC
Myiozetetes cayanensis is the source of this 895-nucleotide messenger RNA. Its product is annotated as transgelin-2-like. The annotation marks the transcript as partial. NCBI's taxonomy places the organism in Eukaryota, Metazoa, Chordata, Aves, Passeriformes, Tyrannidae. The transcript has 5 exons. The record is from RefSeq and is a predicted model, not a curated record. Gene Ontology annotation, molecular function: protein binding.